CUGGGUGGGGUCCGGCCGGUGGGCGCUGCUUCUGCCGGGGAGCCGAGCGAGUUGACAGAUGAUCGGGAGGCGCUCCCUGCUCGGCCUCACCUUUUGCACCUGCUACCUGGCUUCUCACCUCACGAACAAGUAUGUCCUGUCGGUCCUGAAAUUCACCUAUCCUACAUUAUUCCAAGGGUGGCAGACACUCAUCGGUGGACUUUUGCUUCAUAUGUCAUGGAAACUGGGUUGUGUGGAGAUCAACAGCAGUUUAAGAUCUAAUGUUUUGGCAUGGCUUCCUGCUUCAGUGCUGUCGGUGGGUAUAAUCUAUGCAGGGUCCAGAGCUUUGUCCAGACUGGCUGUUCCUGUGUUUUUCAUUUUGCAUAAUGUAGCUGAAGUUCUCAUCUGCGGGUACCAGAAGUGUGUCUGGAAAGAGAAAACAUCGCCCACAAAGAUCUGUAGUGCCCUCUUCCUCGUGGCUGCUGCAGGGUGCCUUCCCUUCCAGGACGCACAGUUUGAUGCAGAUGGAUAUUCUUGGGCUGUAGUUCACUUAUUUUGUGUAGGGGCUUACAGAAUACUUCGGAAAUCUCAGAAGCCCAGCAUGUUAAGUGACAUUGACCAGCAGUACUUGAACUAUAUAUUCAGUGUGGCACUCCUGGCAGUGGCGUCUCAUCCCACAGGUGACCUCUUCAGUGCCGCGGACUUUCCGUUCCUGUCUUUCUACAGAUUCCACGGCAGCUGCUGUGCCAGCGGAGUUUUAGGAUUCUUUCUCAUGCUCAGCACAGUAAAGCUGAAAAGCGUUCUGGCCCCAGGGCAGUGCGCAGCCUGGAUUUUCUUUGCUAAGGUCCUCACAGCUGGCUUGUCACUCUUGCUGUUUGAUAUGGUCCUGACCAGUGCAACUGUGGGCUGCUUCCUGCUUGGUGGACUUGGCGAGGCCCUGCUGGUUUUCUCAGAGCGGAGAAGUUCCUGAUGGAGAUGUUCAAGGAAAGGAAACACUCAUCUGCUGCAGGAGAACACAGUGCUUGGGCCUCCCUCUUAAGGAACAUAGAAAGAACUCUGAGAGUGCAACCAAGCUGAACUCGUUGUUUGCUGAUGACUCAAACACCCCACUUUCUCAUUACUGAGGGGAGGAUUUCACAGGGGCCUCUGCACCGCCGCAGAGAAAGGACCCAUCUUACAUCUUCUCAUGUAGGACCAUCUCCACUCCGCUGCACCCAGUUCUGCAGAAUCAGGAGGCAGAGGAUCUUAAUGGGACGGCUGUGUCCUCUGGAUGGACCACAGCCUCUGGACACCAAGACUUCCACCAAACACUGUCCUGUAUUUGUGGUUACAGUCCCAUGGAAUCUUAUUGCAUUUUUUUUUUUUUUUGGUGUUUUGUAUCUUUCCAUUUUGUAGUCUCUUCCCUCCUUUGAUUUUUCUGGUUUACCUGGAGCCCAUGCCACCCACAGAAAACAAGGCAUGAAUGCUCCUGAGAGUCAUGUAGGGCAGGGCAGGGUUGGGACUGAGCAGCGUUCUGGACCAAGUGAGAUACCAAGAAAGAUCUUUAGAUGGUGUUGUGAGUGAAGGGCUUUUUGUGGUUGAUGCAGAUUUACUUCUGGUUUCUAAAUUUCUUUUGGUUCUUGUGAAUUUGUCAGAAUGUGUUGAGUUCUGUAGAAUCUGUUAGGUUAGGCUGGUGACUAAUCAAUUACCUGAAGCCUUUUGAGUCCUAUGUGGCCCAGGUGGGUCUCCAACACCUUACCUGCUCUGUAUUCUGAGGGCUGAGACUGUAAGCAUGCAUUCCUAUGCCUAGGUUUUGUUCCUUAAAGUUUUUUAAAAUGUAAUUCCUUCAUCUCUCAGACGAGAUCUCAAGGCAGUGACCACUGGAUUUUAUCUCUCACACCAAAUUAAUGAUUGGAGUAAAGUCCCAGACCUUACCACUGAGGAGAAGCUACUUUGCACAAAAUAGUUGCUUGACUCUGAAUCCUCUAAGGCUUAAGAAAAUAAUGCUUCAAUCUGAAUAUUUCUUCUCACUGAUUUUACAAAUACUUUUUUUUAGAGGAUCAAUAAAAUGGUCAUUUAUUAGUUUUCUACAGUGUUCUCAAACUUCAGUGUACAACAGAAUCAUGCAGAAAGUUCAUUAGAACGUACAUUGCUGACAUAGAUUCCAAGUUUUGGAUCUGACCAGGUUUGGUGACACACACACCUUUAAUACCAGCUGUUGGGAAGCAGAGGCAGGAGGAUUUCUGUGAAUUUGCCGUCAGUCUUGUCUACAUAGAAAAUUCCAGGCCAGCCAAGGCUAUAAAAUGAGACCUUGUUUAAAAUGAAACAAAACCAGGUUUCUGAUUCUGAUUCUGAUCCUGAUUUUUUAAAAAUUUUUUAUUGUUUUUAUUGAGCUAUAUGUUUUUCUCUACUCCUCUCUUUUCCUCCCCCAUCCCUUUCUGCCCUCUCCCCUUAUCCCCAUGCUCCCAGUUUACUCAGGAGAUCUUAUCUUUUUCUACUUCCAAUGUAGAUCAGAUAGAUGACUUUUACAGAUACUUGAUUCUGGCAAGUGUCAGAGAGUUUGGGUCAUACUGAAGUCACUUCAUCAGCCCUGGAGUGUAGGAGACCUGCGUCAUUGCUGGAGCCCCCACCCCCUGGGGCUCUGAAAACCUCCUCCUUGUCCCAGGCUCAGUCCCAGGAAGAGUGAAGUCAGCUCCAUUAUCACUGAAUGUCUUCUCCAAUGUGUUGGGAAACAAAGAAAAUGAAACAAUAGGAUGGGUUUGUGUAUUCAGGAUGUGAGGAUCUUUAGUUCAUCUUGUUCUGGUCUUAGCUUACCACUUAAGGUGAAAAUGUCCCAAGACUUGAUGCUUAUGUGGUUUGCAAUUCACUUUCCUAGAGUAUUUUUUAGAUUUAUUUAUUCUGUUGUUUUAUGUGUACUGUGUACCAUGUGUAUACCUGAAGUAGUGUCACACGCAGUAGUGAGCUGCCAUGUGUGUGCUGGGAAUUGACCCAUGUGCUGUGUAAGCACAACAAGUGCCCUUAACUACUGAGCCAACACUCAAGGCCUACAACCUGCUUUUAAAAUACAAUUUUAUUUUAAAUUAUGUGUGUAAUGGAUUAAGUAAAAAUGCUACAGGUUCCCUAGUGACUGCAGUGGGCAGCAGGUCCUGAGAGCAGCCAGUCCCAGGCAGGGCAGCGCAGUUCCCCAAGCAGGCCUCUGAAGGCGCUGGUCUGGGGCAGGAAGCCAUGUGGCAGGUGAGACACAGAGAGACAUGGAUAGGCAUGCCAUGCAGAGUGAGGUUGGAUAUUUAUUUAGUGGGUUAUGGAGGGGAAAGGGAGAGGGGGAAGAGCAGAGAAGGAGAGAGAAACAGCACACCAACCCCCAGUUUCCGUCUGUGUAGCCCCCAUUCUCAUGCUCAGCUCUGAAUGUUCAGGGGACCCAGGAAUGACGUGGGGCUCCCUACACGGCAUUACCCCUAGAGCUCUACUGUGGCUCUCUGGCCCAGGGCUCCGCAGUAUCCACAGUCCUAUGUCAUCUUGCCUAUUUAGUUCUUAAUCCUUACCAGCUCCAUUUGUUUGUUUUUUGAGGCAGGGUCUCUGCUAUGUAGCCAUGGUUGUCCUGCUGGAGGUACAGGCCAGGCUAGCCUUGAACUAAGCUUCUGCCUCCCCAGUACUGGAAAUAAAGGGGCACACUAUCUUUCCCGACUCCAGCUCCAUUGAAAAGCCAGUGUGGAUUUUAUUUGAAUUGCACCAAUAAAGAAUAUGCUUUCUUUUGAGAAAAGCAAGGUUCUGUGUGGUUGUGUAUUAAACUGCACUGUUAUGGCUAUAAAGAAAA
Molecule: messenger RNA, 3772 nt
Organism: Chionomys nivalis (European snow vole)
Lineage: Eukaryota; Metazoa; Chordata; Mammalia; Rodentia; Cricetidae
Gene: Slc35d4
Product: transmembrane protein 241
Exons: 15
Coding region: 59-949 (296 amino acids)
Cellular component (GO): Golgi apparatus
Molecular function (GO): antiporter activity
Source: RefSeq, a predicted model, not a curated record